AUGUUGGAUUCUACUAGGCUUAGAUGGUUCCUUCAUAGAUGUGUAGUGCUUGAACAGGCCAAGCAAGUCCAUACACAGUUAGUUGUGAACCGCUUUAACCAUCUUGAGCCUAUCUUGGUUCACCAAACUCUUCAGCUCACUAAAGAGUUCUCUAGAAAUGUCGUAAACUAUGUCAAAACAAUCCUCAAGGGGUUUCAGAGUUCGACUCGGGUGGAUUCCAAAGGUCUGGAUGAUGAUUCUUUCUCAUGGGGAUGUCUUGUCCGGUUCUUGAGCCAGCAUAGGAAGUUCAAAGAAACGGUUGGCUUGUACAUCGAAAUGCACAACUCUGGAAUUCCACCUAACUCACAUGCCAUAACCUCGGUUUUAAGAGCUUGUGGUAAGAUAGAGAACAUUGUUGAUGGUAACUCAAUUCAUGCUCUUGCUCUUAAAAAUGGAUUAUGUGGUUGUGUUUAUGUUCAGACUGGUCUUGUGGGUUUGUAUUCUAGACUCGGUUACAUCGAGAUGGCAAAAAAGGCUUUUGAUGACAUUGCUACGAAGAAUACAGUUUCGUGGAACUCGCUUUUACACGGUUAUCUGGAAAGUGGGAAUCUAGAUGAAGCUCGCAGAGUCUUUGAAAAGAUCCCAAAGAAAGAUGUGGUGUCAUGGAAUCUAAUUAUCUCGAGCUAUGCAAAAAAAGGUGACAUGAGCAAUGCAUGCUCUUUGUUUCUGGCGAUGCCCGAGAAAAGCCCGGCUUCUUGGAAUAUUUUGAUCGGCGGGUACGUGAACUGCAGGGAAAUGAAACUAGCAAGAACCUACUUCGAUGCAAUGCCCCAGAAGAAUAGUGUUUCUUGGACAACAAUGAUUUCAGGGUACACAAAAUCGGGCGAUGUUCAGUCUGCUGAGGAACUCUUUGGACAGGUGUACAAGAAAGACAAACUCAUUUAUGAUGCCAUGAUAGCUUGUUAUGUUCAAAACGGUAAGCCAAAGGAUUCUCUGAAGCUAUUCUCUCAGAUACUUGAAAGCAACUCAUAUAUUCAGCCGGAUGAGAUCACGCUCUCAAGUGUUGUAUCAGCUAAUUCACAGUUGGGUGAUACAAGUUUUGGUACAUGGGUCGAGUCAUAUAUAACCGAACAUGGAAUCCAGAUGGAUGAUCUCUUAAGUACCUCUCUGAUUGAUCUUUACAUGAAAGGCGGAGACUUUGACAAGGCAUUCAAGUUGUUCAAUGGUCUAAACAGAAAGGACACAGUUUCUUUCUCAGCUAUGAUCAUGGGGUGCGGGAUAAACGGCAUGGCCACAAAAGCAAGCCGUUUGUUUAAAGAAAUGAUCGAGGAGAACAUCCCGCCAAAUCCAGUAACAUUCACAGGACUAUUAUCAGCGUAUAGCCAUUCGGGUCUUGUUCAAGAAGGCUACGAAUGCUUCAACUCCAUGAAAGACUACAACCUGGAACCUUCAGCUGAUCAUUAUGGGAUAAUGGUGGAUAUGUUGGGACGAGGCGGGAGGCUAGAGGAGGCCUAUGAGCUGAUUAAGAGUAUGCCGAUGCAGCCAAACGCUGGAGUUUGGGGAGCCUUGCUUUUAGCCAGUGGGUUACACAAUAGCAUUAAGUUUGGGGAGAUUGCGUGCAGCCACUGUGUUGAGCUCGAAACUGAUCCUUCGGGUUAUCUUUCCCAUCUUGCUAAUAUCUAUACAUCUGUUGGUAGAUGGGACGAUGCAAGGAAUGUAAGAGUGGCUAUGGAAGAGAAGAAACUGCGUAAGCCACUUGGGUGUAGCUGGGUUGAAGGUUCAAACCAUUGA
Messenger RNA from Arabis nemorensis, 1770 nucleotides. The record is from the annotation of a GenBank genome assembly. Lineage: Eukaryota; Viridiplantae; Streptophyta; Magnoliopsida; Brassicales; Brassicaceae.